AUGCCUCAAUCGCGUCUCUUCCAGCCGCUCAAGAUCGGCAAUGUGGAAGUCAAGCACCGCAUCGGCAUGGCGCCUCUCACGCGCAUGCGGGCGACCGACGACCGGGUCCCUACAGCACUGAUGAAGGAGUACUACAGCCAGCGGGCCGCCGUGCCAGGCACACUGAUCAUCAGCGAGGGGACCUUCAUCUCAGGCAACUGCGGCGGGUUCGCCAAUGGGCCAGGACUGUGGCGCGACGACCAAGUAGCGGCGUGGAAAGCCGUCACCGACGAGGUCCACGGCCGGGGCUGCUUUAUGUUCUGUCAACUGUUCGCGAUGGGCCGCGCCGCGGACGCGGAAACCGCACGGAAGGAGGGCGUCGACGUCGUGGCCCCCAGUACGAUUGCGAUCGACCAGCCAGGCGCCGCGGUGCCACGGGCCAUGAGCGUCGACGAGAUCGAGCAGACGGUGCGGGAUUUCGUGGUGGCGUCCGAGAACGCGAUCCGCGCCGGGUUCGACGGCGUCGAGAUCCACGGCGCCAACGGCUACCUGCUCGACCAGUUCUUGCAGGACGUCAGCAACCACCGGCACGACGCGUACGGCGGCAGCGUGGAGAACCGGUCUCGUCUGCUCGACGACGUGAUCCGGGCGGUCGCCGCCGCCAUCGGCCCUGCGCGCGUCGGCCUGCGUCUGAGUCCCUGGAGCACGUUCCAGGAUAUGAAGAUGGAUGACCCGAUCCCGCAGUUCACCGACGCCAUCACCCGCGCCCGCCACGCUGGCAUCGCCUACCUUCACCUCAUCGAGUCGCGCAUCGCCGGUGCCGCGGACUACUACCGCGCCGAUGGCCAGGGCCAGGGCCACGAAGAGCGCCUGGAUUUCGCCUACGAUCUCUGGGACGGUCCCCUCCUUGUCGCUGGCGGGUAUACGCCGCAGUCUGCGCGGCGGCUCGUCGACGAGGAGUACCCGGACAAGGACAUUGUGGUUGUAUUCGGCCGGCAUUUCAUUGCAAACCCGGACUUCGUCUAUAGGGUCAAGGAGGGUCUAGAGCUCAAUAUGUACGACAGAAACACCUUUUACGUCCGCAACUCCCCGUUGGGCUUAUUGGAUUACCCGUUCAGCAAGGAGUACCUGGCAGAAGGGCGAUAA
Messenger RNA from Capronia coronata CBS 617.96, 1125 nucleotides. RefSeq lists its product as uncharacterized. Gene Ontology annotation, molecular function: NADPH dehydrogenase activity; FMN binding. The coding region runs from base 1 to 1125 and encodes 374 amino acids. The record is from RefSeq and is a predicted model, not a curated record. Lineage: Eukaryota; Fungi; Ascomycota; Eurotiomycetes; Chaetothyriales; Herpotrichiellaceae. The transcript has a single exon.